UUGAUUUUUAGCAAGAUAAACUAUUAUUGAAACACUGGAAUAUGUCAAAUCCGUUUUUUGAAUCAUCUGUAUCAACCGUUUUUGAAAAAGCAAGCCUUCAGAGUAUAAAUAAAAGCGACACUUUACUUUCCAAUGUUGAUAAGGAAGAAAAUAAAAGGUUUAUAAACCCAUUUUUUAAGGAAGAGGAGACUUCUGCUAAUUUAGAAAAUUUUAAAAAAAGUUAUGACGACUCAACUAAUAAACAAAUUUUUAACCCGUUUCUUGAGAGAAACAAUGUUGUCAAUAUUCAAUCGACAGAAAAUUCAAAAAAACAAGUUGAUUUUAAAAUCCAAAAUAAUCCAUUUUCAGGAAAAACAUUAAUUAGUUCUCAAUCUAAGAAAAUGCAAAAACCUGCUUCCAUUCAUGUGCCAUCUAGUUUUACUGAAACAACAUACAAAGCUGAUUCAUCAAAAAUUGGUCCGGUUGUAUUUCAAACCAAUCCUUUUAUAGAUCCACUAUUAAAUGAUGAUGUCAGUGUUCCAAUAAAACAAUCUAUAAUAAAAAGACCUGCUAAACCUGCUGUAUCUACUAUGGCGGUGCAGACUUCUCAAAUGAAUCUUUCUUUACAAAAGCUUGCUGACAAGUUAUCUCAGACAAAACGUAUCACUUCUUCUGAAAAGUUUGAAUUUCUUGAUGCAAUUGAUAAAAGUAUAAGAAAAGGUCUUCAAGAUAUUCUCAAACGUACCAAGUCAUUUAAGGGCUGUUGUCAAGAUAUGUGUCCUGAGAAGGAGCGUUAUCUUAGAGAAGUAAGACGACAAGGAAGUCAGUUUGAGUUAAGUGAAUCUUCAAGUAACAUGGAUGUUGUUACAAUUGAUCCUUUUAAAGCUGUUAAGGAGUACAGUCGUUCAUCUGCAGAUCAAGAAGAACCACUGCCACAUGAACUACGUCCAGCACCUGUGUUGAAAUUUACAAUGGAUUAUUUAAUUUGUAAUAUUAUGGAUGAAAAAUAUGUUACUCGAUAUGAUUGGUUUGACUUUGUUUGGAAUAGACUAAGAGCCAUUAGGAAGGAUAUCACUCAACAAAACUUAAAAUGUUUGACAAGCAUUGACUUAAUUGAAAAAUGUGCAAGGUUUCAUAUAUUUUGUUCUCAUCACCUAUGUGAAGAGGAUCUCCAGAUAUUUGAUCCCAAGAUAAAUUUAGAAAACUUAACAAAAUGCCUUCAAACUUUAAAACAUAUGUAUGAGGACUUAUGGAAUGAAAAGGGUAUUAGUUCUCCAAAUGAAGUUGAGUUUCGGUGUUAUCAAAUUCUACUUAAUCUUAACAAUGCUGAUACAUUAAGAGAAGCUGUUUGUUUUCGUGAAGAGGUUAGGAAAUCAUACCAAGUUAAGUUUGCUUUGCAAGUCUUAUUAUCUGUUCAAGAAAAAAAUUAUGUUAGAUUUUUCAAACUUUUAAAGUUGUCUUCAUUUCUCAAUGCCUCUCUUAUUCAUUCAUAUUUCAAUCAGAUGAGACAAGUGGCAUUGAGUAGAAUGACAAAUGCAUUUUGUCUUCCUAAAAUGCCUGACACUGUAUAUUCACAGGAUCGACUUCAAAAUUUGUUAUGUUUUAAUGAUACUAGUGAACUCAAAGGUUUUUGUACCCAUUUCGGACUUUCUGUUGAUAGCGCUUAUGUUUAUUUGAACAGAACUUCUUUUACUAUUCCUGAUGAACAAUUUAUUCGAAGAAAGUCUAGAAUUAUAACAGAAAAAUGUAUUACAUCAAUAUCUGAGGUUAUCAAUGGGGGAGAUCUACCUGAAGAAUAUUUGUAUAUUCCAACAAAUAGUUUUUCAGAUGAUGGCUCCUAUAUUGGCAGUUAUCACAUUUUAUCUGAUCCUCAUAAAAACAUAGAAAAAAUUAUUAUUGAGGAAGAUGAAAAAGAAAUAAAAGAUGAAGUUGUAAGCAAAGAAUAUGUAAGAGGCAUAAAAGAACGGCUUAGUAAAAAGGUUACACAAGAUAAUGAUUCAGAGUUUAUUCCAACCAAAGAUGAUUAUAUUCAAGUAAUAGAAGAUAAUGAGGGAGAAGAGACCAAUGUCUCUCAUCAUUUAAUGAUACUUCGAGAGGACUAUAAAAAGUUUUGUGACACUAUGAUAGAAGAUUUUCUUACAAAUGAAGUUUUUUUUGUUGCAUCUGAGUUUUUACUUGAGAUUAAAGAGUACAUGUCUCAAGCAUUAGUAGCAACUAAUCAAAUGUUAGCUUUUAACUGUAUUGAAGAAUCUCGGGCUAUUGCAAUAGAAGUAAUCAAUGAAGAGAAAGAAAAAGCUAAAAGGUUUCAAAUUGAAGCUUAUGAUGUUUUACUGUCAACCGAAACAUCUAAAUUUUCUGAUUGUUUGGUAGAUGAAUGUAUUCAAAAAAUUCUGGAAGAAUGCUGUAAGCAAAUAUUGAGUGAAACAACUAGUUAUGAAGAAAACAUAUUGAAAUUUGAACUGUGCAAAAUGCAUCAGCAGUGUAUUAUAGAUCAUGUUGUUGAUGAGGAAGUUUUUAAAGUUGCGCAAUUAAUUGUUAAUGAUAUGGCUGUUGAAAGAAAACAAUUGCUUUUAUCUAACUUAAAUAAAUUUCAAUCCAAGAAGCUAAAAAACUGUUUAACAAAAUGGAUAUCAGCAUACACAUCACGUGUUUACUUAAAAAAAACUUUGCAUAAUUUUCCACCGGCUGCUCCACUCUUUGAAUCUGCUGAAACUCUUAUGAAAAAGUUACAACCUUCAUUGAGAGAUAAAUUCCUCAGAAAUUCAGAUGUUGCUUCAUUUCCUAAUUUUAACAAAGAAAUAGAAAAUAGGAUAGGGUCUCUUCACAAACCUAUUGAUCUGCAUGAAAUUGUGAAAAGUAAAAUGGAACAGAAUUUUUGCUCUAAAAAUAAUGUCUGGAAGCUUGGGAUUUUAAAUCUUGAUAACCAACAGUUGCAACGAAAUGUUCAUCUUAUAUCAUCAAGCAUGCUAAGAGAAAAGUUUCGCAAUAUCAACUACAGCGAGGUUGCACCAAGCAUUCUUUAUGAAUCUUGCGUUAAACAUCAAACACACCAAACUCUUGUGAUUGUUGAGUCUAUUUUAGAAAGUGAAGCCAGUGAUUCAAUUUGCGAUUUUUCUGGAUUUAUAUAUUUUAUUGAAAUAAAUGAAAAAGAGAUGCAGGAGGAUCUUUUAAAAGCGAAGUUUUUGAUACAUGACCACCUUCAACGCUAUAAAAAACCAUCUGUGUUGGCAGUUAUUACUAGCACAUUUACACAAUCAUUCGUUGAAAAUGAACUUGAAAUUAGUAGUUUAAAGCAAUCUGGAUAUAAAUGCUGGUGUGUGUUGGUUAAUGACAAAAUAAAACUUGCUGAUAAAGUACAUAGUCAGUUAAAAUCAAUGGUUGAAUGGUUGUUACUAAACUCUUCAUGGGAUGUUGUUACCAAAUCUCUUGCCUCAUACAUUGAAGACUAUCUAUUAUCAUACUUUUUUAACAUGUUUCAUGAGCACAUCUUCUACUGUCAGCAAACACAUUUAUCAUAUCCGUUUCCGAAUGAUGUCAUUCAAUUUUUCAAUGAUACACUUGAAUCAGCAGUAAAAAAUAUGUGUAUGUCAUCAGCUGUUAACCAAGAUGAGUUGAUGAAGCGUGCACGUAAACUGGUUGAAAGCAUCCAUCUUCCCUAUCUAAGUGAUGCAGAAUCAUGUGAUUGGGAAGAAUCUUACUUGUUGCUGAUGGACUAUGUUUCUAAGAUUACUGUUAAUGAUAAAACAGUUUUGGUGCAAAGGUUGAACACUCUUUUAGAUAAUCUAGUUAUAAAACAAAAGGAUAAAGAUUAUAAAGAAAGUUUUCCAUGGUGUAUGGUUUUAGAAGAAUGUAUAAUUCACAGAUUAAGCACCAUAUAUUCCACAAAUGAUUUUUUGAUGAAUGGAUAUUUUUAUGAAGAUAUGAUUUGGAACUGUGGGAAACAAAAUGCUCUAGAGUCCCACAAAAGACAAAAUCAAAAAAUUCGAUCAAUUGAAGCUGAACAAUUCAAAAGAGAAAAAUCUAUCAGAAACCUUAUAAAAGAUAUUGAGUCAACAUUGAAGCCCAUUCAAAACACUUUACGAAAACGUAAAUCAAUGGAGUUUAUUUCUAACACCAUGAUCCAACCAACUUCGUUAGAUGUUUUGAAUGACUCCUCGACUCUUUUAAAAGAUGUUUUUGAUCAAAAGAAUGAGUAUACAAGAAAGCGUAGAGUUUUGACUUAUUAUGUUGAUGAAGAAAUAUAGUUAUCAGAGAAACUUGAG
This is a messenger RNA of Hydra vulgaris (swiftwater hydra), 4241 nucleotides long. RefSeq lists its product as uncharacterized. Gene Ontology annotation, biological process: mRNA export from nucleus. NCBI's taxonomy places the organism in Eukaryota, Metazoa, Cnidaria, Hydrozoa, Anthoathecata, Hydridae. Gene Ontology annotation, cellular component: cytoplasm; nucleus; transcription export complex 2. The record is from RefSeq and is a predicted model, not a curated record.